Messenger RNA from Puntigrus tetrazona (Sumatra barb), 1071 nucleotides. RefSeq names its product LHFPL tetraspan subfamily member 5b (gene lhfpl5b). The record is from RefSeq and is a predicted model, not a curated record. The coding region runs from base 1 to 675 and encodes 224 amino acids. The transcript is spliced from 2 exons. Gene Ontology annotation, biological process: detection of mechanical stimulus involved in sensory perception; sensory perception of sound. Gene Ontology annotation, cellular component: plasma membrane. NCBI's taxonomy places the organism in Eukaryota, Metazoa, Chordata, Actinopteri, Cypriniformes, Cyprinidae.
AUGGCGAACGAGAAGAUGCUUCCAGCCCAAGAGGCUGCCAAAAUCUACCACACCAAUUAUGUGAGAAAUGCCAGGGCCAUUGGCGUCCUGUGGGCUGUUUUCACCAUAUUCUUCGCCAUCAUUACCGUGGUGGUCUUCAUUCAGCCCUACUGGAUCGGUGACAGCGUCAACACGCCGCAGGCUGGAUACUUUGGGCUUUUUCACUACUGUAUUGGCAACCCCAUCACCUCCGAAUUGGUCUGCAAAGGAAGCGUGUUUGAUUUUGGUUCAAUCCCAUCAGGGGCUUUCAGGACCGCUAUGUUUUUUGUAGGCACCUCAAUGCUCCUUAUCGUAGGCACCAUCGUGUGCUUGGGUCUUUUCUUCUUCUGCAACUCUGCAAGUGUGUACAAGAUUUGUGCAUGGAUGCAAACAUCUUCAGCUGUGUUGAUGGUGAUGGGUUGUAUGAUUUAUCCGGACGGCUGGGAUGCUCCGGAGGUGAAGCGGAUGUGUGGCGAGCGGACGGACAAGUACAAGCUUGGGAACUGCACCAUUCGCUGGGCUUAUAUUCUAGGCAUUAUCUGCAUCCUGGACGCAGGGUUACUGGCUCUGCUUGCCUUCACUCUGGGCAACCGGCAAGACAAACUGUUGCCAGAAGACUUCGAGGUGGAGAAUAACGGUAAGAGAAACACUGAUUAAAAAUGAUUUUGGGAUCAGUUAAGAAUGUAUUUAAUGACUCCUAACAUCAGGUUCCACUGGCUAUGAGCUGGAUAGAUUCUCAGUUUGAAUGUGCCGAUGAAUUGAUUAUUGGUGUAUUAUAAGAUCAAUAAUGUAAUAAUCCAUAAAUAAUAUGCAUGAAAAAUAAAUACGUUUUUAUACUACCAGAAUUAUUAAUGUAUAUGAAUUUAGAAUGUAAACCUGUGGAAGUACAAAAUGCACAAUGUGUGUGACGUUGUUUCCAUUUGUUUAUAGAUAAAGCCUGAAUCCAACAGAUUUGAACUGCAGUGGACACGGGACUGGAGAUUCUUAGUCACAUUACAAAAAAAAAUUAAUAAUAAUGAACCUGAAUAAACUUUAUUUUUUGGCAAAUGCUGU